UAAAAAAAUAAAAAAUAAAUGUUAUUUUCAUGCCAUAAUCAAGUUUGCUCCAUGUUUGCUUAAAUAAAUUCUCAUUCUCUCAAAAACUAGGCUGCAUUUUGGGGGCUAAUCAUGUUCUUUUUUGAGAUUGUUAGAGCCUACAUUGUGAAGAAGUGUACUUUCCAGAAAUUUAAGAAAGUUUUUAAGUAAGAGUAGUCAGUAUUAAAUCAUUUGUGAUUUUUGUAUAUACUAUUAAAUUUUCAAAAACACAUUUCUAGAAAUGGCUGCCAAGAGAUACGAUCUGUAAAAGAUAAAAGUGGUCUAUUGUGCAGAAGCUCAAUGGCUGGUUUUUGUUCUGUUCCUUCCUCUUUGAUCUGACUUCUCUUGCUUCACUUUGUAAACACUCCAGUACGGAUAUUCAAGUCUGAGAUCAGCUGUUCUAAAUUUUUUUUUAAACUUGUGAUCUUGGUAUCUGACUAGAAGUCGGCAAAAUUUUAAAGUUGUUACAAUGAGAUAAUCUGGAUUCCUCAAUUUCUUUUUUACUUAAUGUGGUUGCACAAUUGCACUUUUAAGUAUUGAAGGUGAUGCAUGAAACACAGCACAAAUUAGAUGCAGCUACUGUUAAAGUAGAAAAUAAAUAACUUUGUGUACUUUAUUGACAACCCUGAAGAUGAAAGUUUGAGAACUUAAUGUACACUUCUUCAGGUUUCUGGAAAUUAACACAUUAGUUGGAUACUUAGCAGGGUCCGUUCCUCGAGACUUAAGCUCCUCUAGUUGUACUUAGGAUAAGUUUCAAAACAAGUUUUGACAUACUUCAGUUUCUUUGCAUAAUUUUAUCCACUUGUUAUGGUAUUCUGGAUAAACAUCUGUUCAUCAAAUUUUGUUUUCUUUCAACUUUAUCUUUUGUGUGCAGAUGUUUGUGGAUUCUUCUGUGGGAUCAGAGGGCACACCUGUUACAACCAGAAAACUCCAAGUAUAGAGCGAGGAUGGAUGAACAGGCUCUUUUAGGGCUAAAUCCAAAUGCUGAUUCAGAUUUUAGACAGAGGGCCCUGGCCUACUUUGAACAGUUAAAGAUUUCCCCAGAUGCUUGGCAAGUAUGUGCAGAAGCUCUAGCCCAGAGGACAUACAGUGAUGAUCACAUAAAAUUUUUCUGCUUUCAAGUACUAGAACAUCAAGUUAAAUACAAAUACUCAGAACUAACCACUGUUCAGCAACAGCUGAUUAGGGAGACGCUCAUAUCCUGGCUUCAAGCGCAGAUGCUGAACCCCCAACCAGAGAAGACCUUUAUACGGAAUAAAGCAGCCCAAGUCUUCGCCUUGCUUUUUGUUACAGAAUAUCUCACAAAAUGGCCCAAGUUUUUUUUUGACAUUCUCUCAGUAGUGGACCUGAAUCCGAGGGGAGUAGAUCUGUACCUCCGAGUCCUCAUGGCCAUCGACUCCGAGCUGGUGGACCGGGAUGUCGUGCACACGUCAGAGGAGGCUCGUAGGAAUACUCUCAUAAAAGAUACCAUGAGAGAACAAUGCAUUCCAAAUCUAGUGGAAUCGUGGUACCAAAUAUUACAAAAUUAUCAGUAUACUAAUUCAGAAGUGACCUGUCAGUGCCUUGAAGUAGUUGGGGCUUAUGUCUCCUGGAUAGACUUGUCUCUGAUAGCCAAUGAUAGGUUUAUAAAUAUGCUGCUAGGUCAUAUGUCAAUAGAAGUUCUACGGGAAGAAGCAUGUGACUGUUUAUUUGAAAUUGUAAAUAAAGGAAUGGACCCUGUUGAUAAAAUGAAACUAGUAGAAUCUUUGUGUCAAGUGUUACAGUCUGCUGGAUUUUUCAGCAUUGACCAGGUCAGUAAAUUUCUAUAUAAAAAGAUAAGUUUCGAUUAUUGACAGGGUGAAGAUGAAGCCAUGUUUGUAGAGUACAGAAAACAACUGAAGCUGUUGCUGGACAGGCUGGCUCAGGUCUCACCGGAGUUGCUGCUGGCGUCUGUGGGCAGAGUGUUCAGCUCUACGCUGCAGAACUGGCAGACCACGCGGUUCAUGGACGUGGAAGUGGCGAUAAGGUUGCUGUAUAUGUUGGCUGAAGCUCUUCCUGUGUCUCACGGUGCUCAUUUCUCAGGGGACGUUUCCAAAGCUAGUGCUUUGCAGGAUAUGAUGCGAACUUUGGUGACGUCAGGAGUCAGUUCCUAUCAGCAUACAUCCGUGACAUUAGAGUUCUUUGAAACGGUUGUUAGAUAUGAGAAGUUUUUCACAGUCGAACCUCAGCACAUUCCAUGUGUACUGAUGGCUUUCUUAGAUCACAGAGGUCUGCGGCACUCCAGUGCAAAAGUCCGGAGCAGGACUGCGUACCUGUUUUCUAGAUUUGUCAAAUCUCUCAAUAAACAAAUGAAUCCUUUCAUUGAAGAUAUUUUGAAUAGAAUACAAGAUUUACUAGAGCUUUCUCCACCUGAGAAUGGUUACCAGUCCUUGCUGAGCAGUGCUGACCAGCUGUUCAUCUAUGAGACAGCAGGAGUACUGAUUGUUAACAGUGAGUACCCAGCUGAGAGGAAGCAGGCACUGAUGAGGAAUCUGUUGGCCCCACUGAUGGAGAAGUUUAAAAUUCUGUUAGAGAAAUUGAUGCUGGCACAGGAUGAAGAAAGGCAGGCCUCUCUCGCGGACUGUCUCAACCACGCAGUGGGGUUCGCCAGUCGGACCAGCAAAGCUUUCAGCAACAAGCAGACUGUGAAACAAUGUGGCUGUUCGGAAGUUUAUCUGGACUGCUUACAGACAUUCUUGCCAGCCCUCAGCUGUCCCUUACAAAAGGACAUUCUCAGAAGUGGAGUUCGCACUUUCCUUCAUCGAAUGAUUAUUUGCCUAGAGGAAGAAGUUCUUCCAUUCAUCCCAUCUGCCUCGGAACACAUGCUCAAAGAUUGUGAAGCAAAAGACCUCCAGGAGUUCAUUCCUCUGAUCAACCAGAUUACAGCCAAAUUCAAGGUGCAGGUGUCGCCGUUCCUGCAGCAGAUGUUCAUGCCGCUGCUGCGCGCCAUCUUCGAGGUGCUGCUGCGGCCGGCGGAGGAGAACGACCAGUGCGCGGCGCUGGAGAAGCAGAUGCUGCGCCGGAGCUACUUCGCGUUCCUGCAGACGGUCACGGGCAGCGGGAUGAGCGCCGUCAUCGCCAACCAGGGUGCAGACAAUGUAGAAAGAGUGCUGGUUACUGUUAUCCAAGGAGCAGUUGAAUAUCCAGAUCCAAUUGCACAGAAAACGUGUUUUAUCAUCCUUUCAAAGUUGGUAGAACUCUGGGGAGGUAAAGAUGGACCAGUGGGAUUUGCUGAUUUUGUUUAUAAGCACAUUGUCCCCGCGUGUUUCCUGGCGCCUCUAAAGCAGACUUUUGACCUGGCUGAUGCACAGACAGUGCUGGCUUUAUCUGAGUGUGCAGUGACACUGAAAACCAUUCAUCUCAGACGGGGCCCAGAGUGUGUUCAGUAUCUUCAACAAGAAUACCUGCCCUCCUUGCAAGUAGCUCCGGAAAUAAUUCAGGAGUUUUGUCAAGCGCUUCAGCAACCUGAUGCGAAAGUUUUUAAAAAUUACUUAAAGGUGUUCUUCCAGAGAGCAAAGCCCUGAGGACUGGACCACCCUGUGUGCACUUCCUGAUCAGGAAUUCCAGUUAAUUAUUUAUAAAGAAGUGACUUGUGUGUGCCAUUCUCACUGGUCUUUUUAACGUUGUUUUGAGCUUAUUACAGUAUGUGUAUUGGGAUUUUCCUGUAAAAUGGGUAUAAUUUUCCCUAAACACAGGCAUUGACAACAAGAGAAGUUGUGUGCAUGCCGACUCAGACUCUUCUACAGGAAGAUGCUGUUGAAAGCACAGCAGUUAUCUUAGUACCUUAACUUUUUUAUUUGAAACUUUAAGUCAAGUCCUUUUUAAGACUAUAGCCGUGGAAAACAGUGUACUUUUUAAAAAAUUGCGCAAUAUAAAAUGUUUGAAAAAUAUAAUUUUCUUUUAUGUGUGCAAACACAUAAAGUAUGGGGGGUAUAACAAUCAAAACUAAUUUUUUGUAGAUAGCCAUUACAUUUCUUUAAUCUGUCUCAAUGCCAAUGUGUAUUCUACAAAAGAAAAUGGUUUCAUAAAUUAAUUGAUUUAAAAGUAGGUGCCGGUGUUAUACAUUUUUUUAUAAAAAAUAAAUUUUAUGUAGUGAAA
This is a messenger RNA of Otolemur garnettii (small-eared galago), 4134 nucleotides long. RefSeq names its product exportin for tRNA (gene XPOT). The transcript has 22 exons. Gene Ontology annotation, cellular component: nuclear pore; cytoplasm; nuclear matrix. NCBI's taxonomy places the organism in Eukaryota, Metazoa, Chordata, Mammalia, Primates, Galagidae. Gene Ontology annotation, biological process: tRNA re-export from nucleus; intracellular protein transport. The record is from RefSeq and is a predicted model, not a curated record. Gene Ontology annotation, molecular function: tRNA binding; small GTPase binding.